AUGGCCGACGUCGUGACGCAGCUGCUGGGCAGCGAGACGGGGCGCGCAGAGGCGCUCACGCGCGUCCAGAAACUUGAACCGAGCGACGCUCCAGAGAUUGCCGAGACACUGCGCGACGCUGCCAAGAACGAUGUGGUGCGCGCUCUUGUCGUUUUGCAUAUACUGAGCCUGCUCAAGGCACCCGUCGUCCAGCGCGUGCUUGCGCACGACGGUCUCCUCGAGCAAUUCCUAUCACAGGCGCAAAAGGGCGACGCGGCAUGUGCUAUGGGGCACAUGCUCGCCGGCGCCGCAUCGCAUGCUCCGCUCCGCGCGAUCCUCGCCAAGGAUCCGGCUGUCGAGGCAUGGGUUGCGGCGCACUCGUCGCAGGCCAAAAUCACCGAAGUGGACGCGGAUGCAAGUGCCACAGCGUCCGCGGACCUCGUUCGCAUCAAACUCGCUAUUCAGACUGAGGAGGGAAAAGGGCCGCUGGGCCUCGAUGGCGACGCAUGCACGGCACUCUAUACGUCCCUAAGGGGCAGCCUCGUCGACGGCCCUGCAGCGCCGGACGCGGGCCUGCUCGACUUUGAUGCGCGCGCAGCGGCCUGUACAGAUGCGCUCGAGGGGCUGUACUACCUAGUCAAACUGCCUGCGCUGCGUGACCGCGUCGCAGACGACAAGGCGCUGCUGGCGGUGUUUGUUCGCCUGCUGCAGAGCAAGGCGCGCAAAGAGGCCGUCAGUACGUCGUCGCUGCCGUACCUAGUCGCCUCUAUCCUCGCGACGGUCGCUGCGUAUGCGCCUCCUCGCACCGAGGAGCAGCGCCGCGUCGAGGCACUGCGUCGCUCCGCUGUACGGACGGCCGAGCAGGACAUCGCACCCCAAGACGCCGCGCGGCGGUGCCGUGCGCUGGUCAGCGUAGGCCUCGCUGCGCCGCUUGUUGCAGUGGCGCUGCGCUCGAGCACGUCCGAGGACGAGCUGCGGCGCACACUCUCGUCCCUCUUUCUCGCCCUUGUCACGGAGCAAGACGGCCAGCUACGUGGAAAGCUCUUGCAGCAAGGCGUCGCGCGUGCGCUCCUCGUGCUGAGCCGCGAUGCGUAUGCUGCGCUGGCCAAGCCCGAUGCGCCGGCAGCCGUCCUGGCGCCGCUGCAGGCGCUCGCCAAGCUCACCAUCACCACCGAUCCCUCGCUCAUGUACCGCAUGGACGGCUCCGCGGCACAGGGCGUGCAGUACCUCGCCGCGCUCUACUUUGCUCCGCAAGGGAGCCUGCUGCAGCUCUUUGAGGCGACCAUGGCGCUCACGAACCUCGCGUCGCUCAGCCCCGAGAUGGCCGGCGUCGUGGGGCGUGCGCCGCCGCCGCAUGCGAACGAGCACAAGGACAUUGCGAGCUCGCUUGUAUCCCAGUUCCUGAUGCACGACGAAGACAUGGUGCGCCGCGCGCUUGUCGAGCUGCUCUGCAACCUCGUGCAGGACGAGCAGGUCUUUGCGUUCUGGUCGGGCGAGGCAGAAGAGCCCAGCAAGGAGCUCGUCGAAGGCGACGAAGGAAGCGAGCCGCAGCCUGCUGGCUCGAGCGACGUGGCGCUGCGGCUGCACACAGCCCAAGGGCGCCUGCGGCUCCUUGUAUCGCUCUGCCGCUUGGACGACAGCCCUCCCGAGCCCACGACGCUGGCGCUGGCGCUCGCGGCAGCCGGAGCGCUCGCGACGCUCUCCUCGUCGCCUGCGACGUGCCAGCGCCUGCUUGCGCUUCCCCCUUCUGCCGACGAGACGCUCGCGAGCCUCGUGCUCCCCGAGUGUACCGUGUCGCUGCUGGACGCCCACCAGCUCGCGCUGCGUGGCCUAGUCAUUGCUGCGAGUCUCGCACAAUACGCUGCCUACCGCAAGAAACACAACGACAGCGCGACGAGUGCCGAGGUCAAAAAGUCUGCGCUGCUCGGCGCGUGCCGCGACUAUGUGGCCGAGAAUGCGCGCUUUGCGCGCGACAGCAGCGAGCCGCGCCUCGCAUCGAUGCGGCAGCAGGCGCUCACGAUCGCUGUGGAUGUCCUGCAAGAUGCACAGAAGUUGUAG
Molecule: messenger RNA, 2037 nt
Organism: Malassezia japonica
Lineage: Eukaryota; Fungi; Basidiomycota; Malasseziomycetes; Malasseziales; Malasseziaceae
Product: class II myosin
Exons: 1
Coding region: 1-2037 (678 amino acids)
Cellular component (GO): cytoplasm
Molecular function (GO): Hsp90 protein binding
Source: RefSeq, a predicted model, not a curated record